Etheostoma spectabile (orangethroat darter) is the source of this 1830-nucleotide messenger RNA. RefSeq names its product putative claudin-24. The coding region runs from base 151 to 825 and encodes 224 amino acids. Lineage: Eukaryota; Metazoa; Chordata; Actinopteri; Perciformes; Percidae. Gene Ontology annotation, cellular component: bicellular tight junction; membrane. The record is from RefSeq and is a predicted model, not a curated record. The transcript has a single exon. Gene Ontology annotation, molecular function: structural molecule activity.
GGGGGGGGGGAUCUAGGAAGGGCGUCCGGAGCUGGCAGCCUGCUCAGGAUAUUCCCUGGAAGGAGUGAAGGCUGGCGAGGAGUGACGGGGGGGAGUUUGAGAGCACACUCAGAAACAGGGCAGCCUGAGAGUCUGAGGACCGGCGCUGCCAUGGAGCCAAGCACCCAGGUUCUGGAGCUGUUGGGGCUGUUGCUGUGCGGGGGGGCCUGGCUGUGCUCACUGGCCACCACGCUGAUGUCCUGCUGGCUGACGCUGUCCACCGAGCUGCUGGCCACCGAGACCUACGAGCUGGGGCUGUGGCAGACCUGCGUGGUGCAGGAGCUGGGGGUGCUGGAGUGCCGGCCGUACGACGGCCUGCUGGGCCUGCCCCCCGACAUCCAGCUGGCCCGCAUCCUCAUGUGCGUGGCGUUGGCCGCCGGGCUGCUGGCGCUGCUGCUGGCCGUCCCCGGCAUGCACGCCAUCAACAGCUGCCGCGGCCAGCUGCAGGACCGCCGCUGCAAGAGGGCACUAAAGAUGGCAGGGGGGGCACUGAGCGUUGCAGCCGGGAUCCUGGGGCUGGUCCCGGUGUCCUACAUCGCCCACCUUACGGUCCAACGCUUCUUUGACGAGUCGGUGCCCGAUGUGGUGCCGCGCUGGGAGUUUGGGGACGCUCUAUUCUGCGGCUGGGCGGCGGGGGUUCUUCACCUGGGGGCCGGAACGCUGCUGCUGACUUCCUGUUUGUGUUCGCAGAAGGAAAACUGUAACACACCUGUCCACGUCCCCCUGAUGAGGGUGGGGGCGCAGCUGGGACGAUCCCCCAUUGGGACCAGAUCUGUGUACGUCUGAGACCACAUCCCAUCAGGGACGCCACCAGUCCAUCUUCAAAACAAAGAACACUUUCCAGUUUCACAAAACAAAUUCAGGCUUCUGUUCCUCCGAAGUGCAAAAGUAACAGAGAAUAAAAAGGUAUGUUUUCUCAAUGAAGUUCUGAAUGAGUUUUAGAAGCUAGAAGACAAAAGGGUCUAUUUUAAGAUCAUUAUUUAACCUUAAUGAGUGGUUUUCACAGACGAAACUACUAUGUGGAUAAUGGAUGAAUCAAUUUUUUUUUAAAUGGGAAAACAGAGAAACUCGUGGAAUGUCAGCUUGUUAAAUGUGAGUAUGUUCUAGUUUUUUCUGUCCUCCGGGACAUGAAAGAGUUGUGGACAAAACGAAACACUUGAGGACCUCACACCUCUUGCGAGUCCAACCUCUGAAUCAUGACUGCAUUGAGAAAACAAGCCUUUUUAUUGGUUGUUACUUGUUUUUUUUUAGCAUCACAGAGAAUAAUGGACAUGUUUAUGAUGAAGCCCUGUUUUAGUCCCCCCCCCCCCCCCCCCCCGAGAAAAAAAAAAACUUUAGAGAUUUCAAGUUUUGUGGAUUUAAACAAAGUUUGCACACUUUUUUAAACAUAUGUUAAACUGUUUAAAUGAGCCCAUAAAUAUAUCUCAUAUUUUUAUCAUUCAGAUGUUUUUGUUUUCUGGAACCAAAGAGACAAAACGUGCUGCUGUUUCCUGUUUUUAUUGCUUCUGUCGCUGCGAUAAUAACUUCAGCAAUAAAUCAAAUCAACAAACAAGUCAGCGCUUAUGUCUUUGUAGAAAUAUCACUUUUGACCUUGAGCAGGAAGAAAUUACUAUGUGAUUAUAAAAUAAGAAUCCAAGUAUGUACGCAGUCUGAGACAAAAGGUGGUUUUAUGAUUAAAAAGAGAAGAAGCUGCUUCACAUUCUAUCAGUAUUAUGAUUAUGGUGCUUUGAAUGAGGCUAUAGUUCUGAUUGUGAAUAACUAUGCUACUCAAUAAAAGUAAAGGUCACAUGA